AUGAAUUUACAAAGUGAAGUGUUUGUGAAUGCAAGUGUUAGGUUAACUGAUGCUCAGUUGGCUUCAUUGGAUUUGUUUAAAGGUUAUCCGGAUGGAUUGCUGAAAUUUGCUACAGCCUCUUGCAUUAUAUUCAUGCUAGUUGGAAUACCAGGAAAUAUUAUAACAAUCGUCGCAUUGGCGCGCUACGAAAAAAUACGAAAUGCAACAGCGAUAUUCAUCAUGAACCUAUCCUGUUCGGAUUUGCUUUUCUGUUGCUUUAAUCUGCCGCUCGCCGCUUCUACCUUUCAUCGACGAGCUUGGGUCCAUGGCCACCUUCUCUGCAAAAUGUUUCCUCUCACAAGAUACGCACUAGUUGCAAACUCGUUGUUCACCGUGCUAUCAAUAACUAUAAACAGAUAUGUAAUGAUUGCUCACCCAAAAUUAUAUACCAAGUUGUACAAAAAGCGGAACAUAAUUAUAAUGAUAGUUUUUACAUGGAUGUUUUCUUUUGGAAUCAUGAUUCCUAUUUUACUUGAAAAAUAUGGUCGAUUUGGGUUGGACCUGAACAUUGGAUCCUGUUCUAUUUUGAAUGAUUAUAAGAAUAGAUCUCCUAAGAAGUUUCUGUUUCUAACUGCAUUCAUUUUACCUUGUAUAGCAAUAAUAUUAUGUUAUACAAGAAUAUUUUUCAUCGUCAGAAAGGCGACUAAAAAAUCCUUAAAUACUCAGAAACAAGUACCUAACCAAGAGGAAUCUUCUUCAGCUGAUUUGUCAACAUCUAUAUCAGUACGUGUCACUGGUGAGACUAGCUGCAAUUAUAACGUGGAGCCAAUCAAUAAUACUAAAACAUCACUAAAAAAUAUUUUUACCAAUGACCGUUCGACUACAUUUAAUAUGGAAAUGUCAGACAAUAUUAUACGACAUCCAGAAGAUAUAGGCAAAGAACCUUCUAGACUUCGGCGAACAGCGUUAAGAAAAUCUAUGGCUCUUCUUAAAAUGUCUCUCCCAAGCCGUAAGGAUAGACGUCUAGGAACAAUGAUAAUUGCUAUUAUGAUAACAUUCUGUUUAUGUCAUUUACCAAUAACAAUAAUCAAAAUGGUACGUGAAAUAAACCCAUACCCAGUACCAAACAUUAUAGCCUACAUUCUCUUGUAUUUGUCAUCGAGUAUAAAUCCCGUCAUAUAUGUCGUUAUGUCGAACGAGUAUCGUAAGGCUUAUAAAAAUCUAUUCAAACGGAGAAAGAAUUCGCUCUCUAUAAAUAAAAUCCAUUGUAACCGUAAAUAA
This is a messenger RNA of Danaus chrysippus (African queen), 1260 nucleotides long. The record is from the annotation of a GenBank genome assembly. NCBI's taxonomy places the organism in Eukaryota, Metazoa, Arthropoda, Insecta, Lepidoptera, Nymphalidae.